Molecule: messenger RNA, 2583 nt
Organism: Babesia ovata
Lineage: Eukaryota; Apicomplexa; Aconoidasida; Piroplasmida; Babesiidae
Product: Extracellular matrix-binding ebh, putative
Exons: 1
Coding region: 1-2583 (860 amino acids)
Source: RefSeq, a predicted model, not a curated record
AUGACGUCACCUACUCGCUGCUUUGUCAUCUCCCUCCUCCCUCUGUCGCCUUGCCGUCACUCCCCAAACGCCCUCCUUCAUCCCUCCUUUCAGUGGAUUGAGGCUGCGGACGCCGCCGUUAAGGCGGCUAAGGUGAAGGCGGAACAGGUACAUGGGAGGUUGGAUCAUAGUGAUAAAAACAACACGACGAUUGACCAAGGAGUUAAGCAAAUUAAUGAGGCUAAAGGAAAAGUUAGUCAAGUUGAUGGUCAGUUGAAAAGUAUUCACACCGAUUUAGGUAACUGGAAAAAUGCGGCAAGCGGUGUGCUUGGCACAGCGGUUAUGAAGGCUGGAGAGGUUCACAAAGCGUUGGAUCCUAAUACUGGGACAGCGCAGUUGAAGCAACAAAUUGACAAGAUUCACACUUCCAACGAAGCGAUUAAAGAAGCAAAUGAGGACCUUAAAUCACAAGUCGACAGCCUUAGUAAUUGGAUCUCCACCGCGGAGGAGAUCCGCCACAGUGCCGCUGAGAAGGCCACGGAGGCCUACGACAAGUUGCAGGUGCACGAGAAGCUCAGCCGGAAUGUUAAGAAGAUUGUGGAAGCUAAUAAGGCAAUUAAAGAUCUUCAUGAGAAGCUGAGUGAUGUUGACAGCCAAUUGACCAACUGGAAUCAGCAGGCCAGUAAAGUGCUUGCCGGGGCGAUUGACAAGGCGACGGAUGUAUAUGAGAAUCUCUAUCCCGAGAAAAACGGCGGCGGUACAAAUGGUCACGUUGGCAAGAAACUCGGUGACAUUGAAGAUAAUAAUGCUGCAAUUAAGCAGGCGAAUGAACAACUUAAAGAACAUGUCACCAGUCUGGAGCAUUGGAAGACUGCGGCUGAGAAAAUCGUCCAAGCUGGGCAAAAGAAGUGUGAGGAGAUACUUAAGAAAGUUGAUAAAACAUCUAAUGGAAACAAGAAUGUUGACAUUCACAAGCAAGCUGACGCAUUGCGGAAAAAAGCGGAGAGCCUUUUGGAUGCUUACAAGGAGGCGUAUCAGAAAUUCACGCUGUUGCCUGGUCAAGUUCAAGCAGCCGUUGAAGAUUUGGAAAAAGGCAUGAAAGAUGAUUUGCAGACUAUCAGAGAUAGGAUUGUGAGCAAGAUGAAAGAUCAUGUCGGCAGUAUGCUUGGUGAAAUUAAGCAGAAAGUGGAGAAGAUUAAGGGGAAAACAGGAAGCAUAGCGAACAGUGGUCAAUGGGAAAAUAAUACUCCGGGCUCCGGCCUUGCAGGCAUUUCAACGAAGGUGCAGCAUUAUUUCAAUGCGUUCAGUGAGGAGUGGCCGUUUGGCCAAAUAGUCGGCGGUUGGAUCGAUGACAUUCUGCAGCACAACGGUGUGGUCAAAAAGCUGCUUGGCUGGCAGAGUAGGCAGGCGCAGACACUUGAGGAGGAGCUGAAAAACAGUGGUCUCGGAGGUUCAAUUAAGGAACCGCUAAAAGAACAAAUUAAGGCAGCGGUUGAAGUUUUCAAGAGUAGACAAUCCGCUGCCGUCGGCAUUAAAGGCAAAAUAUCACAGGUCAAAGAAGCCUGCAAACUGUUUGCCAAGCGGCUUGAUGAGAAGCUGAAGGAGGAAUUUCAAAGUGGUGUCCUUGCGAUGGUUAGCGAGGCUAAGGAGGCGAUGAAGAAAGUUGACGAUAAGGAACCGAGCAAACAAAGUCACUUAAAAGGUAUCAUACAAAAGGCAAAAUGCACAUGCUCGUAUGGAAACUGCAGCAGCGGUAAUUGCCUAGAGUGCACAGACCCAAAAUGCAUCCUUACGCAGGCCGUCGCCACCACACUGCUUGCCGUGUCCUCGGUGGGCCGGCAGGUGGGCAAGGAGCUUCACUCAGUGUUCCUCAGUCCCGAAAAUGGAAACAUCGCAUCCUUCCUGGACGCUGCGAAGGCGGCAACUGACAAGCUGGACGGUGAUCUUAAAAACGCAGCAGACACAGCGCUUGGCACAGGAAGCGCAUCUCCCAGCCAAGGCCAAGGCCCCAAUAACAUUCUGCAGAGCGUUCAGGGGAUUGAAAGGAAGGUUAAAGAGGGGAUGAAGGAUAAUAGUCGUGAUGGCAACAUAAACGUUAAUGAAGUCAUGACAUCGUAUAAAGAGAAGAAAGAUAAAGCAGCAACUAAUUCAGAUGGCAAAUACCAAAUGCUUCUUGCAGACAUCCCCCAGGCGAUGCAGCCUUUCACAACGGAGGCUAAACUCAAGGACCCAAAAGGCGUCGCAGCACAAAAAGGAGAAGUCCAAGAACAUCUCUCCACAAUCGAAAAGGAACUCCAAGAAAUCGCCGAGCGUGUUGACAGCAGCAAGAAAAAGACGCUGCCCCAGCCCACGGACCAAGAUGGUAUCAAGCAGCGGUUGGAGGAUUUGACGCAGAUGCUUAAGGAGCAAGAAAGUGUUGAUCUUAAAGACAAAGGUUUAAUUGUGGAAAGUGUCAAAGGCCUUGAUGCAAUCAGGCAAGCGAUUAACAAUCUGCAAUCAAAUCCGUUCACUAAACAACCCAAAGCAAUCGGAGAGGCCGUCGACCAAAUUAAGCAGCAGCUUGGACAGCUCAGGAAGCAGUUGAAGAAAGAUAAAGAUGACUGA